AUGACGGUCAUGGCUAAAAUAGAACAUUGGGGUGAUAUGGUUCCAACUGAAAUAAAGGUAAUGGCUGACAAAAGAUCUAUUGAUUUGUACCUCAAAUUACUUGAGUCAGGCUCUGAGAAAAAGAGAGACAUACGUUUAGUAGUUGUUGGGAAAAAAGGUGCUGGAAAGACAUCAUUGAUUAGAAGAUUGUUUGGUGAAGACAUCAUAGAUGUAACAAGUACAAAUGGAAUAGAAAUCCACACAAUAAAAUGCAAAGCCAUGACUGAUGAUGGAAUAUGGAAUAAAUUAGAUGUUUAUGAAGAUUUGGUAGCUAAUGCUGUUUUGACAUGUGAAGACAUGGAUACAAAAUGUGUCAUGUUUGCCCAUGAGACAGCUUUCCAACAAAGACCAAAGGAUGAGGGAACUAAUAAAAAAACUGAAAUUCAUGCAAGACUCUUGAAACAAUACAAAGAAACAAUUGAAGCAACAGUGGAAGAAGGAGCACAUGAAGCUGUCAAGGAAAACACUGGCAUAACCAUUCUGUACAACCGUAUUGAGGAAUCAAAAGAAUCAGAGACAGUAACCCAGCAGCCUAAUAAAAGGAAACAUCAAGUAACUACUGAAUCUCAAGUUGAACUUCCAGUAACCUCGCAGCAACGAAAUCAAGCAUUAGAACAGGCAAAAAUGGAUAUUGAAACCAUGCUUAAAUCUAAUGUUGAUUUCCAUGACAAAGAGGAGUAUGCCACAUUAUUGUUAUGGGAUUUUGCAGGAGAUGAAGAAUUUUACCACACCCAUCAAACUUUUUUGUCCUCAGAUGCAAUUUAUCUUGUUGUAACAAAACUCAAUGAAGCUGACGACAAAAAAGCACAAGAUUUAUUCCAAUUAUGGAUGGACUCAAUACAUUGCUACAGUAGACUGGAAGAGGACAACAGUAGUCCUGAUGACAGCAAGACAACAUCAGAUGAUCUUGAUCCACCAGUAGUUAUUAUUGGCACUUGGAAAGAUGCUGUAACUUCAGAUGAAGAAGAGAUAGAAGAUGCAUGCAGGAAAAAACUGUUUACAUAUACUGAAAAAAUGACAAAAGAUGAACGUGGACAUAUAAGGUGUGACUACUUAAUUUCUAAUACAGAGGAUAAUAACAAUGUAUUCCAGCAAAUACGACAAGAUAUUGUGAACUUAGCCAGAACAAUGAGAACAUGGAACAUAAAUUAUCCCUUAAAAUUCAUUCAGCUCGAACAAAGACUUCAAGAGAAGAAGAAGGAGUUACCAAUUAUUUCCUAUCAAGAAAUAAGGGUUAUCUCUUCUGAAACGCCGAACCCAUUGAAUGACAAGGAACUCAUGUUGUAUUUGUUAUUUCACCAUGAAAUCAGAGCUCUGGUUUAUUUUAAGGAUCUUCCAGAUUUUAUUAUUUUAGAUACACAAUGGUUGUCUGAUGCUUUUAAAUGUAUAAUAACAGCAGAGAAAUUUCGAGCUCGUAGCAUAAAGCAUCAAGAAGAAUGGAAGGAAUUUCUCUGUAAAGGGAAAUUACAUUGGGAAGUUGUAGAAGAUAUAUUCAAAAAAGAACAAAACAUUUUGUACAAACACAAAGAUCAUGUACUGAAUGUCAUGGAUAAGUUUGAUAUAAUCAUACGUCCAAAUAUAUCAGAGAGAGACACUGCUGAUAACAAACCUUGCUAUUAUGUACCUUGCAUGAUUAAAGAAGAACCUGAGUGUGACAUAUAUGAAAUGUUUAAUGUGACAGAAGGUAUCUGUAAAAAAUCCACAUGGUUAUGUUUCAUGUUCAGGUUUCUACCACCACCUCUAAUAAAUCAUUUGAUUGCUGCACUGUCCAGAAAAUAUAAAGUUGCACAGGUUGCCGCUAAGCAACAGAAAAAGCAUAUUGCUCUUUUCAGAGGUUCUGCUGUCUUUGAGUUACAGAAGACAAAAAAAUUAAGAAAAUUGCUUGUAAUGAAAUGUUCAAAUGUUAUUCAAAUUCAGGUUUGGCAGUUUGGGAAACAUAUCAAAAAAGGUUUGUACAAAUACAUUGCUGACUAUGUGACCGAUGAAAUGACAAAGUUAAUAAGCACAAGAUUUAAGAUGUCCAAUGUAAAAUUUGAGAAAAAGUGGGAAUGUGGACAAACAAAACCAGAGUUUGUUACAGGAUCGAAUAACUUUAGUGACGAGGAGGAUACAAUAUAUUACUGUGAGACCUGUACAACUACACACGAGUUUACAGAUGAAUGGUCUGAUCUACAACAUAGAAUAACUUAUUUCACCAACGAGGAAAUAAAUUUUACAAAGAUGGGGAUGGUUGCUCUGAAUAUUCUUACUGAUGUUUUAUACGACCUUUUAAAACCAGAUAAACAACAUCUACGUCCAAGGAGUGAUUGUGAUAUAACAUACUUGUACAGUGAGCACAGGAGACUAAACAAACAUAUUCCAACUAAUGGAUGGGGAGGGGUAUGGAACGCUCUUAAAGUUACAGACAUAGCUAUUGGAGAUGAUAUUGAGCGCAUAAGACUAACAAGGAAUGAUCUACAACACUCAGGGGAAUUUGAACUUGGAGAUACACGUUUUAAUGAGUUGUGUAACAUAUUAAGUGAUCUUUUAAAACGGUUUGAUCAAUGUAACAAACCAGCAAGGCUUUAUACAGAUCACCUGAAUGCAAUUUUAACUAAAACCAUUUCUGCCGAGGAAGUUGAUGAAAUAUUAGAUUUAUUCCAAUUAUGGAUGGACUCAAUACAUUGCUACAGUAGACUGGAAGAGGACAACAGUAGUCCUGAUGACAGCAAGACAACAUCAGAUGAUCUUGAUCCACCAGUAGUUAUUAUUGGCACUUGGAAAGAUGCUGUAACUUCAGAUGAAGAAGAGAUAGAAGAUGCAUGCAGGAAAAAACUGUUUACAUAUACUGAAAAAAUGACAAAAGAUGAACGUGGACAUAUAAGGUGUGACUACUUAAUUUCUAAUACAGAGGAUAAUAACAAUGUAUUCCAGCAAAUACGACAAGAUAUUGUGAACUUAGCCAGAACAAUGAGAACAUGGAACAUAAAUUAUCCCUUAAAAUUCAUUCAGCUCGAACAAAGACUUCAAGAGAAGAAGAAGGAGUUACCAAUUAUUUCCUAUCAAGAAAUAAGGGUUAUCUCUUCUGAAACGCCGAACCCAUUGAAUGACAAGGAACUCAUGUUGUAUUUGUUAUUUCACCAUGAAAUCAGAGCUCUGGUUUAUUUUAAGGAUCUUCCAGAUUUUAUUAUUUUAGAUACACAAUGGUUGUCUGAUGCUUUUAAAUGUAUAAUAACAGCAGAGAAAUUUCGAGCUCGUAGCAUAAAGCAUCAAGAAGAAUGGAAGGAAUUUCUCUGUAAAGGGAAAUUACAUUGGGAAGUUGUAGAAGAUAUAUUCAAAAAAGAACAAAACAUUUUGUACAAACACAAAGAUCAUGUACUGAAUGUCAUGGAUAAGUUUGAUAUAAUCAUACGUCCAAAUAUAUCAGAGAGAGACACUGCUGAUAACAAACCUUGCUAUUAUGUACCUUGCAUGAUUAAAGAAGAACCUGAGUGUGACAUAUAUGAAAUGUUUAAUGUGACAGAAGGUAUCUGUAAAAAAUCCACAUGGUUAUGUUUCAUGUUCAGGUUUCUACCACCACCUCUAAUAAAUCAUUUGAUUGCUGCACUGUCCAGAAAAUAUAAAGUUGCACAGGUUGCCGCUAAGCAACAGAAAAAGCAUAUUGCUCUUUUCAGAGGUUCUGCUGUCUUUGAGUUACAGAAGACAAAAAAAUUAAGAAAAUUGCUUGUAAUGAAAUGUUCAAAUGUUAUUCAAAUUCAGGUUUGGCAGUUUGGGAAACAUAUCAAAAAAGGUUUGUACAAAUACAUUGCUGACUAUGUGACCGAUGAAAUGACAAAGUUAAUAAGCACAAGAUUUAAGAUGUCCAAUGUAAAAUUUGAGAAAAAGUGGGAAUGUGGACAAACAAAACCAGAGUUUGUUACAGGAUCGAAUAACUUUAGUGACGAGGAGGAUACAAUAUAUUACUGUGAGACCUGUACAACUACACACGAGUUUACAGAUGAAUGGUCUGAUCUACAACAUAGAAUAACUUAUUUCACCAACGAGGAAAUAAAUUUUACAAAGAUGGGGAUGGUUGCUCUGAAUAUUCUUACUGAUGUUUUAUACGACCUUUUAAAACCAGAUAAACAACAUCUACGUCCAAGGAGUGAUUGUGAUAUAACAUACUUGUACAGUGAGCACAGGAGACUAAACAAACAUAUUCCAACUAAUGGAUGGGGAGGGGUAUGGAACGCUCUUAAAGUUACAGACAUAGCUAUUGGAGAUGAUAUUGAGCGCAUAAGACUAACAAGGAAUGAUCUACAACACUCAGGGGAAUUUGAACUUGGAGAUACACGUUUUAAUGAGUUGUGUAACAUAUUAAGUGAUCUUUUAAAACGGUUUGAUCAAUGUAACAAACCAGCAAGGCUUUAUACAGAUCACCUGAAUGCAAUUUUAACUAAAACCAUUUCUGCCGAGGAAGUUGAUGAAAUAUUAGGAAUGGAUAUUGAAGUUGAAUUUAUUCCAACACAGUAG
This is a messenger RNA of Mytilus trossulus (common blue mussel), 4530 nucleotides long. RefSeq lists its product as uncharacterized. NCBI's taxonomy places the organism in Eukaryota, Metazoa, Mollusca, Bivalvia, Mytilida, Mytilidae. The transcript has 11 exons. Gene Ontology annotation, molecular function: GTPase activity; GTP binding. The record is from RefSeq and is a predicted model, not a curated record. The coding region runs from base 1 to 4530 and encodes 1509 amino acids.